Messenger RNA from Ectocarpus sp. CCAP 1310/34, 2400 nucleotides. The record is from the annotation of a GenBank genome assembly. NCBI's taxonomy places the organism in Eukaryota, Phaeophyceae, Ectocarpales, Ectocarpaceae.
AUGGAGGAGAGAUCGCGCAACGCAGCAGAGAAGCUUAGAGCUGUGGAAGAGGAGUCGCGCAACGCAGCAGAGAAGCUCAGAGCUGUGGAGGAGAGGUCGCGCAAAGCAGCAGAGAAGCUACGAGCUGCCAGGUCGGAGGUGGAGAGGCUGGUGAAGGCGCUUAGAGCUGUGGAGGCUGCCAAGCGUCUACAGCGCGCGCAGGAGCAGCUGUUCAUGCUCUCCGACGGAAGACGAGUUCCGGUUAAACUCUUUGGCGACCUGGAUGUGAUUUUCCAUUGCCAAAGAGAUGUGCGCGUGACGCUCACAUGUGUUGGUGUUGUGCCGGGGUUGGUGCUCACAGGUGUUGGUGCUCUGUCUGGUUUGGCGCUCGACCUUCUGUCUUUUUCACGGAUACAGGAAAGGUACGACAUCGUCCUGAACUGGCAAGGGGCGAAGACUAUGGGUGGGCAGGUGCAGUUCACCAAAAUCGCCCAUGGCAACUACAUCCAGGCAACCCCCGUCGAUCCACUGCCUACGCCCUCUGCGAGUCCCGCGGAGAUGAGGCGGGCUAGAGCGGCGGCAUCGGCGGCGAUUUCAGCGGCGACGACGGCGGCGCCCGAUUGGUCGUGUUUUCCCCGCAGUGGCAUCGGGGAGGAUGGCAGGAGCGCCCGCGUUGGCGACUGGAGCGGCGGCAUCGGGGGCAGCUCCAGCGGCGACAGCGGCGACGGCGGCGACGGCGGUGAUGUCCGGUGGCAGUGUUUCCCCAGCGCCGGCGACGGGGGGGGCGGCCGGAGUCCCCGCGGUGGCGGCAGGAGCGGCAGCAUUGGCAGCGGCUCCAGCAGCGACGGCGGCGGCCUCUGGCGGCAGUGUUCCCCCGCGGCGACGGCGGCGGCGGCGGAGGUGGCCGGAGUCCCCGCGGUGGCAGCAGGAGCGGCAGCAUCGGCAGCAGCUCCAGCGGCGACGGUGGCUACCUCUGGCGGUGGUGUUCUCCUCGCGACAGCGGCGGGGGGAAUGGCCGGGGUCCCUGCAGUGGUGGCAGGAGCGGCGGCAUCGGUAGCAACUCCAGAGGCGACGACGGCGACCUACGGCGGCGGUAGUGUUUCCCUCGGAGCGACGGCGGCGGGGGGAAUGGCCGGGGUCCCUGCAGUGGUGGCAGGAGCGGCGGCAUCGGUAGCAACUCCAGAGGCGACGACGGCGACCUACGGCGGCGGUAGUGUUUCCCUCGGAGCGACGGCGGCGGGGGGAAUGGCCGGGGUCCCUGCAGUGGUGGCAGGAGCGGCGGCAUCGGUAGCAACUCCAGAGGCGACGACGGCGACCUACGGCGGCGGUAGUGUUUCCCUCGGAGCGACGGCGGCGGGGGGAAUGGCCGGGGUCCCUGCAGUGGUGGCAGGAGCGGCGGCAUCGGUAGCAACUCCAGAGGCGACGACGGCGACCUACGGCGGCGGUAGUGUUUCCCUCGGAGCGACGGCGGCGGGGGGAAUGGCCGGGGUCCCUGCAGUGGUGGCAGGAGCGGCGGCAUCGGUAGCAACUCCAGAGGCGACGGCGGCGACCUACGGCGGCGCCGAAGCAGCGGCAUCGGCGGCGGUUCCAGCGGCGACGGCGGCGGUGCCCGGCGACACUGUUAUCUCCGCGACGGUGGCGGGGAGAACGACCAGAGCGCCCGCGUUGGUAGUUGGAGCGUCGGCAUCUACGGCGGUUCCAGCGGCGAUGGCGGCGGCACCUGACGGUGUUGUUUCUCCCGCUGCAGCGGCGGGGAGAGUGGCUCGAGAGCCCGCGCAGGUGGCUACAGCGGUAGCAUCGGCGGCUCGAGUGGCGACAUCGGUGACGGCAACACCCGCGACCGCGGCUACGGCACCGACCGCUACGAUGGCGACCGCCUAUGACGUUUCCCCCACCAUAUCGGUUGGGGAGGCGGCCAGCAACCGAGAAGCGGUGGUCAACGGCAUCGACGACGGCAGCGAUGAUGGCGGUUGGUGCACAGGUGAAGUUGGUGACUGCUGGGAUGACAGCGUCUGUAGCGAGAGGGGGGCGUCCACGCACCCUUUCGAUCCCGGCAUCGUGUGUUCAGGGGUGCGCGACACCAACGAUCCCGGGGAGGACGACCUGGUCGGUGGCUCCGGCAGCAGCAGCGGCAGCGGCAGCAGCGGCACCAGCACCAGCAGCGGCAGCAGUAGCAAUGACAAGGCAGAGGGGAUGGAUGUGGCCUGGUUUCGGGCACUGCUGCGCCCCUUCGACCCGGGGAAGCUGUACCGGCUGAAGGCUGGGAGGGUGGGGCCGGUGAUGGGGGUGGACACCCCGUUCGACCGUGGAAAGAUGUCGAGGGGGCAACGGUCUGGGCGCCCGUGUUCGCGACCGGAGCAGCGGCAGGAGGACCGUGAAGCGGAGAAGGGAGUUCGGAGGAUCGGGCGAGUCCAACGAUGA